GUGACCACGCCUCCGGUGACGUCACACCGGGAACUGAAUGAGGAAGUGUGAUGUACACAGAGCGCGGCGCGACAGAGACUCCACCGUACUGUCCGACCGGCCCCGUGUGACCCCGUGACCCCGGCUCAUGACCCACCAGGAUGUCCCCGCAUGCCGGACCAGCUGGCCUCCCCCAACACACACACAGAGCUGUGGCCCCUGGGAGAUGAAGGAGCGGCUGGGCACUGGAGGCUUUGGAUACGUCCUUCGCUGGCUCAAUAAGGAUACAGGAGAGGAAGUGGCCAUCAAACAAUGUCGGCAGGAGCUGAGCCCCAAAAAUCGCGAGAGAUGGUGCCUGGAAAUACAGAUCAUGAAGAAAUUAAAUCACAAGAACGUUGUGUCUGCCCGAGAGGUACCUGAGGGGCUGCAGAAACUGGCGCCCAAUGAUCUUCCUCUGCUGGCUAUGGAGUUCUGCUUAGGAGGUGAUCUACGGAAGCACUUAAACCACUAUGAAAACUGCUGUGGACUAAAAGAGGGGCCCAUCCUGAGCCUGCUGUCUGACAUCUCCUCUGCGCUUCGCUAUCUCCAUGAGAAUCGGAUCAUCCACCGAGACUUAAAGCCGGAAAACAUCGUCUUACAGCAGGAGGAGCAUAGGUUCAUCCAUAAAAUAAUAGAUUUGGGAUAUGCCAAGGAGCUGGAUCAGGGCAGUCUGUGCACCUCCUUUGUUGGCACCUUGCAGUACCUGGCACCUGAAUUACUGGAGCAGCAGAAGUACACAGUGACUGUAGACUACUGGAGUUUUGGCACACUGGCCUUCGAGUGUAUAACAGGAUUUCGGCCAUUUCUUCCUAACUGGCAGCCAGUGCAGUGGCACAACAAGGUACGUGAGAAGAACAAUGAGCACAUCAUGGUGUAUGAAGACCUCUCAGGAGUGCCGAAAUUCUCCAGUGUCCUGCCAAUGCCCAAUCACCUCAGUGGGAUCUUGGCUGGUAAGUUAGAACGCUGGUUACGGUGUAUGUUAAUGUGGCACCCGAGGCAGAGAGGCACAGACCCACAGAAUCCAGAAAUCGGCUGUUUUCAUGCACUGGACGCCAUUAUUAGCCUUAAGCUGCUGUCAGUGCUGAACAUGGUGACGGGCCACGUGCACACCUUCCCUGUCACCGAAGGGGAGAACCUGCAGUCUCUGAAGAGCCGCCUGCAGCAAGAUACCGGGAUACCGGAGGAAGAUCAGGAAUUACUACAAGCCUCAGGCCUGGCCUUAAAUCCCCACCAGCCUCUCGUAGAUUAUGUGUCAGACAACAUGAUCAAUGAUGGCCGCCAAGUGGAGAGUGACCUCAUAUUCCUCUUUGAUAAUCGGAAAACAGUGUAUGAACCUCAGAUUUCGCUUCGUCCCCAUCCUGAAGGUGUUGCAUUUGUUUUGCAGGACCCCAAGCAUCCACUGACGUACGUUCAUCUCCGGAGGGUGUGGGGCCAGAUAUGGCAGACAAUACGCACAUUGAAGGAGGACUGUGCCCGGCUACAGAUGGGGCAGCGGGCUACUAUGGUAAACCUGCUGCGAUACAACACAGAACUGUCCAAAAAAAAGAACCUGAUGACCUCAGAGUGCGAGCAGUUAAAAGCCAAGCUGGAUUUCUUUAGGAGCAGUAUCCAGAUUGACCUGGAAAAAUACAGCGAGCAGAUGGAGUUUGGAAUUACCUCUGAAAAGCUGCUUUCAACAUGGAAAGAGAUGGAACAGGCAGUAAGAGAGUGCGGCAGGGAGCAGGAGGUGCAACAUUUAGUGGAGAAGAUGAUGGCCCUGCAGACGGACAGUGUGGAUCUGCAGAGGAACCCUCUGGGCAGGAGGAGUCGGGGGACACUUGAUGAUAUAGAGGAGCAGGCUAAAGAUCUGUACCGAAGACUGCGAGAGCGGCCUAGAGAUCAAAGGACAGGAGGUGACAGCCAAGAGAUGGUACGACUACUUCUCCAGGCAAUCCAGAGCUUUGAGAAGAGAGUUGGGUUAAUAUAUGAUCAGCUGAGCAAGACAGUCGUUUGUAAAAGGAAAGCCUUGGAUCUCGCCCCACGUUUGAAGGAAGUCAUGACCCUCAUGAGAGAAGAUGAGAAAAUGGUGGUAAAGAGGCAAGAGAAGAGGCAGCAGGAGCUGUGGGACCUGUUGAGAAUUGCCUGUAGCAAAGUGCGAGGACCUGUAAGUGCUCCAACACUGCCACAGCCUGCUGCCCUACCACUGAGUCUAAGCCAGGAAUACAUAAAGAAAAGUAGUGAAGAUCUUCUGUCUGAGUCUCAGAGUCUGUGUGGACAACUGGAGUCUUCCAUGAAGAGCUUAAUGACCGAGCAAGACACCAGCCUAAUGUCAUUGGACUGGUCUUGGCUUCCCCCACAAGAAGAGGAGUCGGGGGGCUGUCAGAUACCAGCGACGUGAGCCUGACCUGAAGCAACGGAGGAUUAUAAGACAUAAAGACGGUGCCUUCAACUCGCUGUAUAGGAUUCAUCGGCGUAGGGCCAAACACUUUGUAACAGAUUAAAUAAAGCUGUGCUUGUUUGUAUUGAAAGAACAUGGCUGCUCGAAGCAUACAGGUGAAAUACCAGAAACUCCUUGAGAUUGCCUGUUGUUUCUUAUGGAGCAGAUUCAUGCGGGUAUAGUGUGCGAGUCAUACUAGAUGAGAUCAAACUAUACCUAAUAAAAAUUGACUUUAUACCAUACACCUAAAAAUUAAAGCCAUUUUAUGAAUAAAGUUUUUAGCAACUUAAAGUAUUUUUUUUUUUUUUUUUUUUUUUUUUUAAAGAGUAUUUUUUUUGUACUGGUUCAACAAUUCAUAUUAUAAAUAAUAAUUUUUAUUUUUAUUUUUUGCUUAUAAU
Molecule: messenger RNA, 2832 nt
Organism: Hyla sarda
Lineage: Eukaryota; Metazoa; Chordata; Amphibia; Anura; Hylidae
Gene: IKBKB
Product: inhibitor of nuclear factor kappa B kinase subunit beta
Exons: 22
Coding region: 128-2395 (755 amino acids)
Biological process (GO): tumor necrosis factor-mediated signaling pathway; peptidyl-serine phosphorylation; positive regulation of transcription by RNA polymerase II
Cellular component (GO): cytoplasm; IkappaB kinase complex
Molecular function (GO): ATP binding; IkappaB kinase activity; protein binding
Source: RefSeq, a predicted model, not a curated record